This is a messenger RNA of Eutrema salsugineum, 838 nucleotides long. Its product is annotated as RNA polymerase II transcriptional coactivator KELP. The transcript has 3 exons. Bases 187 to 693 code for a protein of 168 amino acids. Lineage: Eukaryota; Viridiplantae; Streptophyta; Magnoliopsida; Brassicales; Brassicaceae. Gene Ontology annotation, biological process: positive regulation of transcription initiation by RNA polymerase II. Gene Ontology annotation, molecular function: DNA binding; transcription coactivator activity. The record is from RefSeq and is a predicted model, not a curated record.
CGACACCGAGAAUGACAUAGUGGAUGCCACGUAGGAUCGCUGAAACGGUGAAACGGCGUCGUUUGAACGGAAACUAGAACAUAAUAAGCCCAGGAAAUCUCCGAUUACCCGAUUUGGCUUAAUCUCCGGUUUCAAACAAACACCGACGAAACAUUCUGAGAAGUCCCUUCACUCAAAAAAACCCUAAUGGAGACAGAGACGAAGGAAAAGAUCGAGAAAACGGUGCGAGAGAUUCUGAGUGAAUCGGACAUGACAGAGAUGACGGAGUUCAAGGUUCGUAAUCUCGCUUCGGAGAGACUCGGCAUCAAUCUCUCAGAGAAACCUCUCAAGGCAUACGUACGACUCGUCGUGGAUUCAUUCCUCGAAGAGCAGAAAUCGAAAGAAUCUGAACAACCGGAGAAAGAAGAGGAAGAUGAAGAAGUAGAAGAUAGAUCUAAGGAAGGUCCUAAGGGAAACAAAGAGUUCGACGAUGACGGCGAUCUCAUCAUUUGCCGGCUUUCGGAUAAGAGAAGAGUGACGAUUCAGGAGUUUCGAGGAAAGACUUUGGUUUCCAUUAGAGAGUAUUACAAGAAAGACGGCAAAGAACUUCCUACUUCUAAAGGAAUAAGCUUAACAGAUGGACAAUGGUCAACGUUCAAGGAAAACAUUCCAGACAUCGAAAAAGCUGUCAAGAAAAUGGAAUCUCGUGUCUGAAGAACAUGUGAUUCUCCUCUCUAAACAUGUGUUAAUUGUCUGCGUAAUCUAGUGGUGCCGAUGUUAUUGUCUUAUGUACCUGCGUUUUUUUUUUCCGGAAUUGGUCGUAAUGUGCUUCCACAGUAGUAGUAUGCUUGCUUAUCCA